UACGGAAAGGCGGAUGAGCCAGAGGGUGGGAGGAGAUUGAAGAGCGAAGCGAAAGAGUUUCUGUCUGUAGGCGAACGACGAACUUCAGAAGACGCGGCGAUUGACUUAAACUACUCCAGAAAUAGCACUAAUAACUGAAUAACCCCGGGAGGUCGUGACCAAGCAGGACGAAGGCGGCAGCAGCAGCAGCAGCAGCGCCGCCGUGGGCUGACGAUGGACACACAACCGGUUAUCUACUAGCAGCAGGACGGGACCACGGCAGGUCGAACGAACGAACGAACGAACGGGGCUGGUCGGGCUGCACCCACUUCGUUCACCGUUUGUUCUCCGGUUGCUCCGGACCACCGUGUUCUAAUUUUGUACGCGAAAACUAGUGAGAUCACGCGCCGGCGUUCGGUAUCAGUGCGGCAGUGCGCUCUCCUGCUGCGCCUGUUCAGGAAACGCUUCCGUGGGACGCGACUAGCUAUCUCUCUUCUUUUAGCUCUCGACAGCCAGUAUAGUUCAAAAACUCACCCGCUGGGCCUUUCCCACGGCCGGGUAAGCUAGGAAUAAUCACACAGAAAUUCGUAAUUUUAUUCAGCCGACAACAACCACUGCGAUAUUUUGUUGUCGCAGUUUAAGAACUAGUAUUAGAGCAAGCGGGUUGGUAGCUAACUUUGCUAAUUUAGUAGCUAGCCAUCCACUUCCUCCUCCUCUCAAGCUCAGCCGCCAGGUGCUGCGUUUCUCCGGCUUCACCGGCGCUGUGUGUUUUAUUUCCCCCCCCCCCCCGAUAGACACUGCAUAUAUUAUAUUUUUCACGUCUGGUGAGUUUUUACUGAAAUUUACUUUUCCUUCCCUUCCUAUCUAUGCCCAAUGAGACUUGUAUGCGAGGGGCAGGAGUGGUCGGCUUUUUUUGCGGGAGCUCGCGUGCACGCGCGCUCUGCGUUCACGCGCACGGCUGAGUUAGUGCCGGUUGAGCCUCGUUAGCAUCACUUGAGCUGUGUGCAUCCGAAGCAACCCGCAGCAUACACAGUUAGGUGUAGCCAGCCAUUAUACAUGUAUUGAUCAAAAGGGUGGGUGUUUUGAGUCUGGCUGCUUCCAGCUGGUGUGGGAUUUAUGGUGUCCAGAGGUGAUUCCAGAUCAGCACACCCCGGCGGGCCCCAAUGAAGGAGUACAAGGUGGUGGUUCUGGGGAGCGGCGGCGUGGGAAAGUCCGCCCUCACCGUCCAGUUUGUCACCGGAACGUUCAUAGAGAAGUAUGACCCGACCAUCGAAGACUUCUACCGCAAAGAAAUCGAAGUGGAUUCAUCUCCCUCGGUUCUGGAGAUUCUGGACACCGCGGGGACGGAGCAGUUUGCCUCCAUGAGAGAUCUGUAUAUAAAAAACGGCCAGGGCUUCAUCUUGGUCUACAGUUUAGUCAACCAGCAGUCUUUUCAGGACAUCAGGCCAAUGCGUGACCAAAUUGUGCGGGUGAAACGAUACGAGAAGGUGCCCCUCAUCCUUGUGGGUAACAAGGUCGACUUGGAGUCAGAGCGAGAGGUUCCGUGCUCUGAAGGACGGGCCUUGGCGCAGGAAUGGGGUUGCCCUUUUAUCGAGACUUCAGCCAAGAGCAAGACCAUGGUGGAUGAGCUGUUUGCUGAGAUUGUGCGACAGAUGAACUACACGGUGCUGCCAGAGAAGCAGGAGCAGUGCUGCACCUCCUGUACUGUACAGUGAGCUGCCCAGGCUGGCCUCCUGGGUUAGAGCUGGAGACGCUGCUACGGUUGCACAGGAAACACUACAACAUCCCAAGCUGCACCACUGACGACAAACUCCCUGCCUUUUCCUCCGGCGUUCAUCCCGAGGAUGACCGUUCUACAUCCAGAGCCAUAACACAAACCAAUUGUGGAGUGAAAUGAGCCUUUUUACAAACUCUUGAUUUCUUAUUCUUCGUGCUCAACCACAUGCACAUACAUACUGCAGUCUGAUCUGAGGGUUUUUUUAUUAAUUGGAUAGAUUGGAAGUGUUAACCUUAUCUCUGCAAUGUCUGCAUUUUAUACCAUGUUUUGUAUUUGAUUUUAAACAUUAAAAUUUAAUUUCAUUCAACUUUACCUUAAUUUUUCAAUGCUUAAAUAUCUGAAGUAUUUAAUUACAGUAUUAAAUACUUAACUUUUGUAACAAGUCAUUUUUGAUGGAGAUCUGAUUGAGCCUUAAAUGUGUAAUUUCCAUCUUUCUGACGUGAUUCCUGAAAAACUGAAUAUCCUCUCUAUUUUAUUUUGUUUCUGAGCAAUGCUAAGCUCUACAAACCCAAGGUGUUCUUCACUUUUUGCCCCCCUGCAAGUGCUCUGUACUGUGUCACAACAUCAUGAGAUACACCUGAUAAAUUUAACACUCUACAACAUCAGUCAGCUGCUGAGAAGGGUGCCUUUGAAUUUUUCAGGAAUUAUGAUUAUUUGAUUGUUCAGAUAGCUUUGUCCUGUCCCGCCAUAUUCAGAUCUGAUUAUUGAAUAGCUUGAUAUUUUUAUUGCACUUUAAAAUAUCACAGCUUUACUGGCAUGUGUUUUUUGUUUCUAUGGAAUAUAAAGCAGAUGAUGAUGGUGUGAUUUGAAAAGUACAGGUUUUUUUACUUUUUUAUGCAAUUGGUUUGUAGUAAUAAACUAAGUUGCUACAUUCAUUCUGCUGUAUACCAUACAAAUGUUUUUUUUUUUUUUAAUGGUUUUCCAUUAUCAGCCAAUAAUGCUCCUCAUUUGCAGAACUGGUGUCCAUUGGCUCUUAUGGGAACCACAUAGUUUAACAGAGAGGUGUUCAUCUGUGCAUAUGUUAAGUUUUUAUUUUGUUGAAAUCAACUACUUUAUGGGGUUUCAUCAGGUUGUAAUAAAAUUUGUACAUUGAAUUGUC
Molecule: messenger RNA, 2855 nt
Organism: Scleropages formosus (Asian bonytongue)
Lineage: Eukaryota; Metazoa; Chordata; Actinopteri; Osteoglossiformes; Osteoglossidae
Product: ras-related protein Rap-2c
Exons: 3
Coding region: 1143-1694 (183 amino acids)
Biological process (GO): Rap protein signal transduction
Cellular component (GO): membrane
Molecular function (GO): GTP binding; GTPase activity
Source: RefSeq, a predicted model, not a curated record